GCAAAGCUUGGUGGGAAGGUGGUGGCAGUAAUCGCAGGAAGAGCAGAGCUCUCCCGAGCGCUUAUCAGAAGCCAGCUCAGAAGUUGACAGAGAAUAAGAGCUUCCAGCCUCCUAUCUUCCUGAAAUGUGGCCCUCUGCUCCGCUACACAGGACUGAAGCGAGUCAGUAUUGACGGACCAAGCGGUCCUUUCGACAAGGAGACUUGGAGGGGUAGUAUUAUGAUCGUCACCAAAGAUUCACGCUCUUCCUAUGAGCCACCGCCCACUCUGAGGUUAUUUUCUCAGCCGAUGGAUCUCCUGCCGCCUCCGCCUGUCGAAGUCAGUGGCGCUCAGCUUGCACCAGAGUACGUCGAUCCCACAGCAGGUCUCAUGAAGCUGGGUAGGGACGGCAGGCCACUUUAUGUCAAGCCAAUCGACCAUACCGAGGAAGGAGUGGAUUUGUCAUUCGUGGAGAAUGACGAUGGAAUCUACGAGAUGUCCCCCAGUAACCUGCACUAUAGCAGUGACGGCGUCAAGCAGUCGAUCCCCGCCAACAGGCUUCAUCCCGUGGACGGAGAAACAGUGGGAACAUACAAAGAAAUUCCCGGAGCGCGCUUGUACGCCGACUCAGCUCGAGAUGUCACAUUCUGGAGGUUCAACAUUGAAAUAGAACUAGGCGAGAGGCAACAACGAAUCGCAUACCGCUUGAACCACGGACCGGCCUUGGGAUUCUGGGUACCGGCCAGAGGGCAGUCUAUGAACAUUAUGUUCCAUAGCUGCAAUGGUUUCAGCCUAGGAGUUGAUUCCAACAAAUUCUGCGGUCCUGACCCUCUCUGGCGCGACGUAUUGAAUGAGCAUCAGACUCGCCCUUUCCACGUCAUAAUCGGGGGCGGUGACCAGAUCUUCAACGACAACGUUAUGGUGGAAUCGCCCCGAUUCCAAGAAUGGAUCAAGAUAAAGAACCUGACUGACAAGUACGACAUGCCAUUUGACCCAGAAUUUAGAGCUGAGAUAGAAAGCUUCUACCUCGAGAACUACUCGGCUUGGUUUUCCCAGGGCCUUUUCUCACUGGCCAAUUCCCAAAUCCCAAUGGUCAAUAUCUGGAACGAUCACGACAUCAUUGAAGGUUUCGGUUCGUAUCCGGACGAGUUCAUGGCUACACCGGUGAUUUCGGGACUGGGUAGAAUAGCGUUCAAGUACUAUCUGCUCUUCCAGCAUCACAGCGUAACUGAAGAGACAGAAGCAGAUGAGCCUAGCUGGCUGCUUGGUGCGCAGCUGGGACCCUAUAUCAACCAGCGAAGUCGAAACGUGUUCAUGUCUAUGGGCAAGGAAGUAGCUUUUCUGGGGUUGGAUUGCAGGACGGAGCGACUGAGUGACGAGAUACUCAGCGAGCAGACGUGUGAUUUGAUCUGGGACCGAUGCCACCGUGAGAUUGUUCGUGGAGAAACCAAGCAUCUGAUAGUGCUCUCGAGCGUUCCCGUCGCAUAUCCAAGAAUGGCAAUGCUCAAAAACAUUCUCAAUAGUCGCAAAUCGCUGGGGAAGGCCGGGCUUUUCGGAGGCUUCGUAAACAAGAACGGCAGCAAGGUAGAGAUAUUCGACGAUCACUGGACGGCUAAACACCACAAAGCCGAACGCACCUAUCUGCUUGAGGACCUCCAAGACCUUGCAGCAGAAAAGUCGGUUCGGGUGACUAUCUUGAGCGGCGAUGUCCAUCUGGCAGCCAUCGGACAAUUCUACUCCAAUCCUAAACUCAACCUGCCCAAAGACAAGGAUUACCGAUACAUGCCGAAUGUCAUAUCUUCUGCGAUUGCAGACAUGCCAGAGGCCGAAAUGGUAUCGGACAUGCUGAACAAGAGAAACCACAUUCACCACAUGGACACGAACACAGAUGAAGACAUGAUCCCCAUCUUCACGCACGACGUCAACAACAAGCCGCGUAACAACAAGCGCUUGCUUCCACGCCGAAAUUGGUGCGCAAUCCGAGAGUAUCAACCCGGCUCCACACCUCCAGGUACGCCGGAAUCCGAAGAGGCCCCUCCACCGGCUGAGGAGCCGCGUCCGGGUAUACUGCAGAGGACUCUGUCCUUAGGACGAGGUGACAGACCUCAGGGUGGUUUGCUGCGACAGCUCUCGCUGCGUGGACCCCCACCGGCUGAGGAGCCGCAUCCGGGUAAACUGCAGAGGACUCUGUCCUUAGGGCGAGGUGACAGACCUCAGGGUGGUUUGCUGCGACGGCUCUCCCAGCGUGGACCUCCACCGACAAAAGAAUUUAAUAUUGGAAAUGCACCUGGUCGCGGUACGAGUAUGGACGGACCAUUUCCUCCCACUGAUGCCGAAGGCGGUUAUUUCCCUGCUCCUGCAUCAGAAUUUCGCCCAGGCCCCUUCCACCGUCGCCCUACGAGUUUGAGCCAGAAGGCAGCCAAGAAAACUGCGAAAAGGGGCGACGACGGUGUAGGCGCAUAUGUCAAUCUGGAGAAGGGUCUAGCUAUCACGCUCAACCUGGAGCUGAGCCCACAAGAUCCAUCAGGUAUCACGACGCCGUACAAGCUCCUUGUGCCCAUGCUGCGUUAUGAAGGCACUGAAUACGAUCCCCCGGCCAACCCGGUUGCCAAAGGUUGGAAGAAAUGGUUGGCUGUCGGGCGUAAGAAAGAGCGUGGCUUCGCCAAGGAUGUCCCUGGUGAUGUGGAGGAUACUGAUUACGAUGAUGACCCUGACUAUGAAGACUAUGCGGGAAGUGAUCUCGAUGAGCCUGGUGAGAGGCUGCCGGAGGAAAUGGGCCACAUGGGUCAUGCACCAGCACAUGCACCAGUACCGGGGCCCGUCAAUGAUUGGCCGGAGGAGACUAUGAAGCGGAAGAAGAAAUGGUUUGGACGAUUGGUAUGAACUUACGAUGACCUUUCAUGACUCUUGACGAUUGAAUGCCUUAUGAAUUUUUCACGCUUGACAUGUGCUCCCUAAACUUGUUAUUUUGUACAUAAUUGAUUGUCCCACGCAUGGUCUUGAGGGUCUUCAUUUGAUGUUAAUCGAGGCUCCAUGUUAUCACCCAUGCAGUUAGUUAUGAAGACAUGCUUAGGUAAUGAGGU
Molecule: messenger RNA, 3061 nt
Organism: Aspergillus novofumigatus IBT 16806
Lineage: Eukaryota; Fungi; Ascomycota; Eurotiomycetes; Eurotiales; Aspergillaceae
Exons: 6
Coding region: 219-2861 (880 amino acids)
Cellular component (GO): membrane
Source: RefSeq, a predicted model, not a curated record